This is a messenger RNA of Crotalus tigris (Tiger rattlesnake), 2158 nucleotides long. It is a transcript of the gene AURKB, whose product is annotated as aurora kinase B. The record is from RefSeq and is a predicted model, not a curated record. Lineage: Eukaryota; Metazoa; Chordata; Lepidosauria; Squamata; Viperidae. Gene Ontology annotation, molecular function: ATP binding; protein kinase activity. Gene Ontology annotation, cellular component: spindle pole centrosome; spindle microtubule; chromosome passenger complex. Bases 596 to 1699 code for a protein of 367 amino acids. Gene Ontology annotation, biological process: protein phosphorylation; regulation of cytokinesis; mitotic spindle organization. The transcript is spliced from 10 exons.
AUGAGAGAUGAUUAGAGUCUCCGCCGGCCGGGGAAUAGCAACGCCCCGGUUUGCUCCUUUCUGAUUUUCCUGGCGGUCCUUUAGUUUCCGUGUCUAUAAAGAGCAGAGCGGUCGUGAGAAUGUGCUAGUCUCGUGUUUGUUUCUGUAUUUGGUAGGGGAAGUGUUUUCUCUCGUUCUACGCAGCUUGACGCGGCGUGUUUCCUUAACCCAAAUGGUUGCUUUAAACUCGGUGUAGCUGGAUAACUACAACUCUCAUUAUCCGCGGCCACUCAAUCUCUCCAGCGAUGGCUGAUUUGGCCCCUUGUAGAGCUGCGCGUCACUCAUUGGCUGCCUUGCCCGCUCCUUCCGUAUACCCCGCCUCUUCUUUCCUCGGUCUUUUUAAAACGGUGCUUUCACUACAAAAUGGCCGACUUAUCUCCCCAGUCUUUAGUGUUGGAAGCCGAUCUCUCUUACCCAAUAGAAGAUUUAUCCUCAUCUUCUGGAUCCCGGAGCUGGCUUUAUUUCUGCCUUGGCUAUUCCUCCUAUAUUUAUACCUCCCCUCUCUAGCAUUGCUGACCCGCCCAUGAGCAAAGGAAGCGUUUGAUCGGCACCCAGGAUGGCAAACAAGGAAAAUAUCAGCAGCAUCUACAGUAGCCUUUCUUCGUAUCGCCCCAACAGCCAAGCAGCUGGUCCUCAGCGCCUCCCGUACAAGAAUAGCAGCACCCCUUCCACCACCCCCUCUGGCUCAAUCCUGGCUCAGAGGGCCCUCACCAACAGCGCAAAGCACGCCAUGAAGGCGGCCUGCGUCCAGAAUCCAGGUAUCCCAGGCCGCGUGCCCAUUGACCCCGCUUCCGUCGUGCCAACCUUGCAGGACUGCCCAGAGCCACGGCGGAUCUUCACCAUUGACGACUUUGAGAUCGGGCGGCCGCUGGGCAAAGGGAAAUUUGGCAACGUCUAUCUGGCCCGGGAAAAGGACUCCAAGUUCAUUGUGGCGCUGAAGGUGCUCUUCAAAUCCCAGAUGGAGAAGGAAGGGGUGGAGUACCAGCUGAGGAGGGAGAUUGAGAUCCAGUGUCACCUCAGUCACCCCAACAUCCUGCGCCUCUACAACUACUUCCACGACAAGAAGCGGGUCUAUCUGAUCCUAGAAUACGCCCCUCGGGGGGAACUCUACAAGGAGUUGCAGAAGUACCAGCGCUUCGACGAGCAGAGAAGUGCCACGUUCAUAGAAGAGCUGGCCGACGCCCUCCUGUACUGUCACAACAAGAAGGUCAUCCAUCGCGACAUCAAGCCCGAGAAUCUGCUGAUGGGGCUAAAAGGGGAGCUGAAGAUCGCCGAUUUCGGCUGGUCGGUGCACGCCCCCUCGCUCAGGAGGAAGACCAUGUGUGGCACUCUGGAUUACCUGCCCCCGGAGAUGAUCGAAGGCAAACCCCACAACGAGAAGGUGGAUCUCUGGUGCAUCGGGAUCCUGUGCUACGAGUUCCUGGUGGGGAAUCCGCCCUUCGAGAGCGAAUGCCACUCCGAGACCUAUCGCCGGAUCGUGUCGGUCGAUCUCAGGUUCCCCCCUUUUGUGACCGAAGGCGCCCGGGAUUUGAUCGUGAAGCUGCUGCGUCACAACCCAGCCGAACGUCUCCCGCUGCAAGCCGUGAUGGAGCACCCUUGGGUGAAAACCCACUCCAAACGGGUGCUACCCCCGGUUUUCAACCCGGUGUCCCCAAAUUAACUCUGCCAGGAGGGACUGGGAUACCCAGAUGAACGGCAUCCCCAAUGGAUGGGGCUGCCAAGGAUUUUGGAGGGGGGGCAUUAUUGCAGAGUUUGGGAUAGGGACGUCUUUUCGGGAUUGCAAACGUCCUUGCGCCCCAAGAUUCGUACUUGAAGAGCUGAUAACAGACCAGGAUCUCGUUUCGGAGAGCUUGGGAAAUAAAUGUGUUUGGCCACCUUCACCUGGACGGGCAGCUAUUCCUGGACAUGGGAAAAUCCCCUUUUGACGUUCUGAUCUUGGCGGCUGAUCCCUUCCUUCGGGAUCAUCCUGCAUCUGUCACCGUGUGCUGGCCAGCUUCUUGGUUCUUUGUUUUUGUUUUUUAAAGGAAUAAGCCAACUAUUUCCCAAACGGUAUUGCCCGAUCUCUGUGUAUAUAUAUUUUCUAGGGAACUGUUGUAAUUUUAAUAAAACCUUUCUUCCA